Messenger RNA from Anoplopoma fimbria (sablefish), 3859 nucleotides. Its product is annotated as inter-alpha-trypsin inhibitor heavy chain H3-like. Gene Ontology annotation, biological process: hyaluronan metabolic process. The transcript is spliced from 20 exons. Lineage: Eukaryota; Metazoa; Chordata; Actinopteri; Perciformes; Anoplopomatidae. Bases 163 to 2961 code for a protein of 932 amino acids. Gene Ontology annotation, molecular function: serine-type endopeptidase inhibitor activity. The record is from RefSeq and is a predicted model, not a curated record.
CAAACAAAAACAGGAUAUGCAGAAGGUCCCUCCUCCGGGUGAGUGUGGGUGGAGUAAAAUCCUUACGGGAAGACCGAAGACUUGGUCCCCACAUGCCUCGAAUUCCCUCCACACUCGUAUUCAGCCAUCCCGGGGAAAGAGGCGCUUCUGUUUUCCCCAGCCAUGCCUGCGCCGUGGAGAGUCAUGCUGCUGUGGAUUUGUGUCUGCAUCUGGCUUCCAGCUCAGGUGUGGGGAGCUCUGCUCGAUCCUGGCAGGAAUGCUCUGACACAGAUGGUGGAGGUGUACAGCGUGAAAGUGGACUGCACGGUGACGUCUCGAUUCGUUCACACUGUCAUGACCUCCAAGGCUCUGAACAAAGCAAACUCCUCCCAGGAAAUCUUCUUCGAAGUGGAGCUCCCCAAGACGGCCUUCAUCGUGAACUUCAGCAUGGAAAUUGAUGGUGAGAUGUAUGUUGGGGAGGUGAAGGAGAAAGAGAAAGCCAAGAAACAGUAUGAGAAGGCUGUUUCCUCUGGAAAGACUGCUGGACUGGUCAAAGCUUCUGGAAGGACGAUGGAGACGUUUUUAGUGUCUGUCAACAUCGCAGCCAAAAGUAACGUGACUUUCAUUCUGACCUACGAGGAGCUCCUUCAGAGGAAACUGGGCCAGUAUGAGAUUCUGACUCGAGUUAAACCCAAACAACCGGUGCAGGAGUUUCAGAUUGUGACAAAGAUCUAUGAGCCCCAGGGCAUUGCUUUUGUUGAGGCCACUGCAACCUUCCUCUCCAAUGAUCUGCUUCCCCUGGUGGAGAAAACUGUCACAGACACAAAGGCACAAAUCUCUUUCUCACCAACACUGGAGCAGCAGAGGAAAUGUCCAGGAUGUGAAGGCACCAUAAUUGAUGGAGAUUUCAUCGUUAAGUACGAUGUGAAACGAAAAGAGAGCAUUGGGGAACUUCAGAUUGUGAAUGGAUACUUUGUGCACUUCUUUGCUCCACCUGACCUCGUCAGAGUCCCAAAGAAUGUGGUGUUUGUGAUUGACAGGAGCGGAUCAAUGAGGGGAACAAAGAUCAAACAGACCCGCGAUGCACUGGAAGCCAUUCUGAAAGAGCUCCACGAAGAGGACCACUUUGCUCUGAUCCUGUUUGAUGAAAGAAUUACCACCUGGAAGAAAUUUCUUACCAAAGCAACAAAGCAAAAUGUGACUGGAGCCAUUUCCUACAUCAGGAAAAUGAGUGACAGUGGAGCCACCAAUAUCAAUGACGCUGUACUGAAGGCCGUGAGCAUGCUGGAGAAAGAAAGACGAGAAAAGAACAUUCCAGAGAGGAGUGCCGACAUGAUUAUUUUACUGACUGAUGGGAUGCCGAACAGUGGGGAGUCCAACCUGCAAAUGAUUCAGAAGAAUGUACACUCUGCUAUUGGAGGGAACAUGACUAUGUUCUGUCUUGGAUUUGGAAAUGAUGUGGAUUACUCCUUCCUGGAUGUGAUGUGCAGACAAAACAAAGGAGUGGCCCGCAGGAUCUAUGAGGGUUCAGAUGCAGCCAUUCAACUCAAGGGUUUCUAUGAGGAGGUGGCCAGCCCUCUGCUCUUGGAGGUAGACCUGCGUUAUCCUGAGAGUGCUGUGGGAUUCUUGACCAAAAACCACUACAGCCAGUUGUUUAACGGCUCAGAGAUCGUGGUGGCCGGUCAGCUGACGGACAGUGACAUGGAUAACUUCUUGGUGGAGGUGUUCGCCCAGGGGCCUGAGGAGGACUUCCAGGUGCAGGGAAAGGCCAGUGUGGUAAACUUGGAUGUGACCUACCCAGAACAGGAUUACAUCUUUGGGAAUUUCUCAGAGCGUCUUUGGGCCUACCUCACCAUCCAACAGCUACUGGAGAACAGUGACAUUGGUACUCAGCAAGAGAAAGAAACUAUGACAGCCAAGGCCCUGGACUUGUCUGUGCGAUACAACUUCGUCACCCCUGUUACCUCCAUGGUGGUCACCAAGCCUGAAACUGAGGACGGACCAGACAGCCCUCUCAUCGCUGAUAAACUGACUGAGGACCAGCGACAGGAAGUGGAGAGAAACAGUGGUGUCAGUUCCCGUGGUCGCAGUUCCAGUGGUAGCAGUUCCCGUGGUAGCAGUUCCCGUGGUAGCAGUUCCCGUGGCAGUUCCAGUGGUAGCAGUUCCCGUGGUAGCAGUUCCCGUGGUAGCAGUUCCCGUGGUAGCAGUUCCCGUGGUAGCAGUUCCCGAUCAGAUGUGGACGGAGAUCCUCACUUCAUGAUAGAGCUGCCAGACAGAGAUGACGCUCUGUGCUUCAACAUCAACGACAAACCAGGAACCAUUUUCAACCUGGUUAGAGACCCAAAAUCAGGCUUUGUGGUGAACGGACAAAUUAUUGGGAAGAAGAAGGUCGUUCAGGAUGGUAAUAUCAACACCUACUUUGGCCGCUUUGGUAUCAUCCACCAGAAGCUGGGGCUAAGGCUAGAGGUGAGCACUCAGGACAUCUCAGUCUUCCACGAGGGCAAGCAGGUCAAGCUGCUGUGGUCUGAUACGGCCUCUAUCAAAGAAAAUAAUAUGGACUUCAGGUUAACUAAGAACCAGAGCCUGACAGUGACGCUAAGGCACUCGGUUAGAUUUAUGGUCAUUAGACACACAAAGGUUUGGAAGAGACGCCACGACCAUCAAGACUACCUGGGCUUCUACACCCUGGACAGCCACCACCUGUCUGACUCUGUUCAUGGUCUGCUAGGUCAGUUCUACCACGGUGUUGGGUUUGAGGUAACAGAACUGCGUCAAGGUGCGGUCCAGGACAAAAUGGAUGCCAACAUGUAUGUGAAGGGACAAAUACUCAACGUGACCAGACACUGGCAGAAGGACUUCAGCAGGGAUGUGAAGGAUGGGGAAAGUAUUCCCUGUUGGUUUGUUCACAAUGAUGGAGCAGGCCUAAUCGAUGGAAGAGCCUCAGACUACAUUGUUUCUGGGCUUUUCAAGGCUGCUUUUUGAAUCUUAAAAAUUCAAAAACUCAGUGGCAAUGCAUUGACAAAAUGUAUGGUUCUAGAUGUUAUGAAUUGACAUUACUCACCAAAAAUGACAGUGUAACUGAUAAUAUAUGCGGUUUGUGAAAGUUAAAACGCAAGCCGAAGGAUUUACUGAUAACAUAAAUAAUAUGGUAGGAAAAACUUUCCAAUAUUAAGCUCUCAUAGAGUUAUAUAAGUCUUCAUACUUCACAUACCAAAUUAACUUCUCUACACUUCUUUGCAAUCAAAUAAAUAUUUAGCUGUAAAAAAUGUUUGCCCCCUGUCAGUACAGGAGUUACACUGGAUGUAUUUUGCUUAGCCCAGCAUAUUUUGGUUUAAUGUAUUUGCACUUUAGGUUCACUUCAAGGUACAUGACCUUGAAGUGAACCCAUGACCUCGGCCACAACUGCACCAAUUGUGUUUUGCCUCACUCUGUGCUUUGGGAGCUGCACAUUGAUUCACAAAAAUAUUGCCCUUCACCACCUCAAGAAGGUGAACAAUAACUAUUAUGCAUACAUGUGACUGUAGUGUUGCCUCAAAAAGGAGGAAACAUCCACACUGGUGUAAAAACCCACCCACAUAGUACUGUAGGACUAUAAUAAUUUCUGGUGCAGAAAAAUUUUAAUAAUAUUCAAGCCAGUAGUUAUGAAACAGUUUGUGAUGCUGUUUGCAUUAUGUUCAUUAAUGUUCCUUUACCAAUUAUUUAAAGUGGAACAAUCAUUAUUGACAGAUUCAGCGAUCCAUAAUUAAGUCACAUUUGACCUCUAUUCACUCACAUUUAGGCCUACUCCCAGAACAGCUACAUUCAAAGCAUUUCAUCUGGGUGCUGUUUUUCAAGGAAUAUGUAUUGUUUCCCAGAAGACAUCAGGAAAGAAAGGUGGCAC